AUGAAUGUGAAUGGCUUCUCUGAGGAAGUGGGAGUUGAGCAGGCCUGCAAAGAAGCCGGCCUGCGGUUAUUUGGACAGAAAGAACAGAACACAAAAAGCCCUGAGGGAGAGCGCUUGACACAUUUGCAGAACAGUGAGGAAACUGGGAGUGAGAAAAUGGAAAUUAAGGCUCUGAAAAUUCUGUGUAAACCUAGAGUGGGAACUCAGAAUCCUUUAGCUGUACCCCGACUUCUCGCCUGCUUUUGGAGUUGCAAGCUCCACUUCUGUGGGGAGGGCCCGCGGGCCUUGGUCUCCACGUCAGUGCUGGGCGUGCCUUGGGAAGACCAGGAUGUCUGCUUCCAGGUGUCCUCGAAACAAAUGAAAACAAGGCCUGGAGAAGACCUUUGUUUAGAUUCGAUUGAAGACACCAAAGAAAACAAUGGGGAGGGAGGUAGACUCUCAGCAACAAGUUUAAGAAUUCUAGGGCACUCUGUGGCAUUACCCAGAGUCAAUCUUUCUCUCGGUUACAACUGCACAUUGAACGUUACGACAAGGACUGCUAACUCUAAAUGACGAGGCCAAACUGAAGCUCGUUGUAUACUAACGAAAUGUAACAGUAUUCGUUUUGAGUUUAUAUUUACAAAUUUGGUGCUUGUUCUUGGAAGUCCUAGACUUUUUACUUCUGUGAUUGCAGUACACAGAACAUAUGAAAUGUCUAAAAUGUAUCAUGAUUUUAAAUUGAGAAGUGCACUAAUUCAAAAUAAGCAGCUAAGAUUAAUACCACAAGAACAUGCCUAUGAUAAAAUCCAUGGUCAGGGAAAUCUAGGAACCUUUUUUAUUACCGAUGUGAUAAUUGUGUGGCAUGCAGAUGUGAAUGAGUUUUAG
This is a messenger RNA of Myotis lucifugus (little brown bat), 864 nucleotides long. RefSeq names its product Bardet-Biedl syndrome 5 (gene BBS5). Gene Ontology annotation, cellular component: ciliary basal body; BBSome. Gene Ontology annotation, biological process: intracellular transport; cilium assembly. The record is from RefSeq and is a predicted model, not a curated record. Lineage: Eukaryota; Metazoa; Chordata; Mammalia; Chiroptera; Vespertilionidae. Gene Ontology annotation, molecular function: phosphatidylinositol-3-phosphate binding.